This is a messenger RNA of Suncus etruscus (white-toothed pygmy shrew), 1279 nucleotides long. RefSeq names its product cartilage associated protein (gene CRTAP). Gene Ontology annotation, biological process: peptidyl-proline hydroxylation to 3-hydroxy-L-proline; collagen fibril organization. The record is from RefSeq and is a predicted model, not a curated record. Gene Ontology annotation, molecular function: collagen binding; protein binding. The coding region runs from base 1 to 1203 and encodes 400 amino acids. Lineage: Eukaryota; Metazoa; Chordata; Mammalia; Eulipotyphla; Soricidae. Gene Ontology annotation, cellular component: endoplasmic reticulum. The transcript is spliced from 7 exons.
AUGGGUCCCGGGGCGCCGCUGCCCGCGCUGCCGCUGCUGCUGGCGCUGCUGUGCUGGCGCUGGCCGGGGGCGCGGGCGCAGUUCGAGCGCUACAGCUUCCGCAGCUUCCCGCGGGACGAGCUGAUGCCCCUGGAGGCGGCCUACCGCCACGCGCUGGACCAGUACGGCGGCGAGCGCUGGGCGGAGAGCGUGGGCUACCUGGAGGUCAGCCUGCGGCUGCACCGCCUGCUGCGCGACAGCGAGGCCUUCUGCCGCCGCAACUGCAGCGCGGCGCCCGGCCCGCCGCUCGCCCCCGCGGCCGCCCCGCCCGAGCUGCGCCUCUUCGGGGCCCUGCUGCGCCGCGCCGGCUGCCUCAAGCGCUGCCAGCAGGGCCUGCCCGCCUUCCGCCAGUCGCAGCCCAGCCGCGACGUGCUGGCCGACUUCCAGCGGCGCGAGCCCUACAAGUUCCUGCAGUUCGCCUACUUCAAGGCAAAUAAUCUUCCAAAAGCUAUUGCUGCGGCUCACACCUUCCUCCUGAAGCAUCCGGAAGAUGAGAUGAUGAAGAGGAACAUGGCUUAUUACAAGAGCUUGCCUGAUGCUGAGGAUUACAUCAAAGAUCUGGAGACCAAGCCCUACGAGAACCUGUUCAUUCGUGCCGUGAAGGCCUAUAAUGGCGAGAACUGGCGGACCUCCAUCACUGACAUGGAGCUGGCCCUGCCCGAUUUCUUUAAGGCCUUUUAUGAGUGUCUGGCGGCCUGCGAGGGCUCCAGGGAGAUCAAGGACUUUAAGGACUUCUACCUGUCCAUAGCAGAUCAUUACAUAGAAGUUCUGGAAUGCAAAAUACAGUGUGAAGAGAGUCUCACGCCAGUGGUCGGGGGAUACCCAGUAGAGAAAUUCGUGGCCACCAUGUACCACUAUUUGCAGUUUGCGUAUUAUAAGUUGAACGACCUCCAGAAUGCAGCCCCCUGUGCUGUGAGCUUCCUGCUCUUUGACCCCCAUGACAAGGUCAUGAAGCAGAAUCUAGUGUAUUACCAAUACCACCGUGACAAGUGGGGCCUUGCUGACGAGCACUUCCAGCCCCGACCGGAAGCAGUUCAGUUCUUCAAUGUGACAACACUCCAGAAAGAGUUAUAUGAUUUUGCCAAAGAGAACCUCAUGGAUGACGAUGAGGGAGAGGUUAUAGAAUACGUGGAUGACUUCCUGGAGUCGGAGGAGACCCACUAGGUGAUUGGAGACUUCCCUGGAUAUUCUGGAAACACAGUCUUUGCCUUUCUUUCUUCAAUAGCCCACGUUGUCGAUA